Messenger RNA from Cuscuta epithymum, 1817 nucleotides. The record is from the annotation of a GenBank genome assembly. NCBI's taxonomy places the organism in Eukaryota, Viridiplantae, Streptophyta, Magnoliopsida, Solanales, Convolvulaceae.
AGAUCAAUCACUCGAACGGUCAUUGUUUAAGAAUAGCAGAAAUGGACGCUCUUUCAAUAGGAAAUGAUAAUAGACCCCCGAUCUUGCGGAGAGAUGAGUACGUAAUGUGGAAGAACAGGUUUCUCAAUUUUCUCGAAAGCAAAGACAACUCUUCAGCCAUGCUUGAAUCACUGACGGAGGGACCAGCUCAGAUUUGGAUGAUACUUAGAGGUGACAAUGAUAAUGAGCCCCCCGUUGAACCAGUAAGGAUACCUAAAGCUGUCGAAGAGUAUACUGAAGAAGAUAGAUUGAGAGUCAAGGCUGAUCUGAUGGCAAAAACGUAUCUGCUCCAAGCAAUUCCAAACGACAUCUAUAUCCUGAUAGAUAGUAUGGAUUCUGCAAAGGAGAUGUGGGACGAGAUUAGAAAGCUGAUGGAAGGAACCAAUCUGGGUCUGAAAACCAAGAAAGCAAGUACUCUAACUGCAUAUGACUCUUUCAAGGCUAGACCUGGUGAACCACUGCAUGAGACUUACAACAGAUUUGGCAAGCUUGUGAAUGACUUGCGAAAGAUUAAUGUGAACAAAGCCAACAUGGAGCUGAACAUACGAUUCCUUUCUAGUCUGAGCCCUGAAUGGAAGAGAACAGUGAAGAAUGUGAGACAGAGUCUAGAUCUUGAUGAAGUUGAUCUUUACACCAUUCAUGAUCAUCUACAACAGUUUGUAAACGACACUGCAGAACCCGAAAUUGCUGAUCCAUUUGCUCUAGUGAUGGAAACUCAGACGAGGAGUACCACUAAAACGCAAAAGAAGAAGAAAGCUGUAGUGAUGUCAGAAGAAGAUGAAGGAAGUGAUGAAGAGAUAGACAUGGAGUCUGAAAUGGCAGAGUUGCAGAAGAAAAUGGCACUCUUGACCAAACAAUACAACAGAAGGUUUAUUAAGAAGAACACUUCAUCCAACAAGCUGAGAACCUCCUCAUCCAACUACAAACCAAAGCGGUUUGAGCAGAAUUCCUCAGAAGGAGUUGUUGCAGCAGAAGAACCUCCUAAAUGCUUUAAUUGCGGAAAGCCAGGACAUCUGAUCAAAGACUGUCGCCUACCAAGAAGGAGGGACUUCAAUUACUACAAGCAGAAAAUGCUCCUGAAUAAGCAAAAGAUGUUCAUGGCAAAGCAAGAAGAUGAAAAUGCAGCACUGCUCGCUGAGAAGGACCAUUGGAUGGAGGAUGAUUCUUCAGAUGAGGAAGAAGAAAACUUAGCUUUAAUGGCGAUAGUGGAAAAGGAUGAAAGAAAGGGUGAUGCUGCGAUCCCCAGAGAUGAUGAAGGUGAAAGCUCAAACAGCAUUGAACCAAAGUGAGUCGGAGAUGGGAGAAGAGAGAGGAGUGGAAGUCAAGAAGAAGAGAGAUUGCUGAAGGAAAGAAGAAAGUGUUUUUGAAAAAUAAAAAUUCUAGUUCAAGUGCGAUGUUCUAUUCCAAAAAUAAUUGUAGCUCUGGCUCUGUUAAGCAGUCUAGUAGUCAAAGUUCAGUCUUGAGUCCCAAGCUGAAUGUUUCUAGAUCAAAUGUUGAACCCUUUGUAUCUUCUGAUAAUGUUUAUGGAUAUGAUGGUAGUUUAUCAAGUUCUGAUUUUGAUAGUGAUAUGAAUGAUGUGAGAUGGAGAAGAAACAAUGAACAAAGAUCACGAAAGAAAUCUGAGAAUGAAUUUGUUGAGGGUUAUUAUGACUUUUUGCAUUUAAAAUACCCCCUCCGAAUUCAUUCAAAGAAACAUCUGAAAAGACUCUCCAAAGAAGAAAUUUUUAAGCCAUAUCUUAAUCAACAUCCAUUCACUCACUAUGAUCAUGUCUCAUCUC